Cygnus atratus (black swan) is the source of this 6309-nucleotide messenger RNA. It is a transcript of the gene EPB41L4A, whose product is annotated as erythrocyte membrane protein band 4.1 like 4A. NCBI's taxonomy places the organism in Eukaryota, Metazoa, Chordata, Aves, Anseriformes, Anatidae. Gene Ontology annotation, cellular component: cytoskeleton. The record is from RefSeq and is a predicted model, not a curated record. Bases 241 to 2277 code for a protein of 678 amino acids. The transcript has 23 exons.
AGGGAAGCGUGCGCGGACGGGGCGGUGGCUCGGUUCCUCCCCGGGGCGGCGGCGGCUCGCUGCUCGCUGCGUUGCCCCGCUGCUCCCCUGCGGAGGGCACCCCCCGGGGAUGGCCGCGGCGGGGGGCGGCCCCGCGGGGCCGGGCGCGGAGCCCUAGCGGCCGCCGAGCCUCUGUCCCCCUUCCCUGGGUCGCCGCUCGGGGGCUCGUCCCGCCUCCCGGCCCCGGCCGUGGCAGCAGGUAUGGGCUGCUUCUGCGCCGUGCCCGAGGAGUUCUACUGCGAAGUUUUGCUCCUGGAUGAGUCCAAGCUGACCCUCACCUCGCAGCAGCAGGGCAUCAAGAAGUCAACGAAAGGGUCCGUUGUCCUGGGCUACGUAUUUCGUCACUUAAACCUACUGGAGAUAGAUUACUUUGGACUCCGCUACUGUGACCGAAGUCAUCAAACGUACUGGCUGGACCCUGCAAAGACCCUUGCUGAACAUAAGGAGCUGAUAAACACUGGACCCCCAUAUACUUUGUAUUUUGGCAUUAAAUUCUAUGCAGAGGAUCCAUGUAAACUUAAAGAAGAAAUAACAAGGUAUCAGUUUUUCUUGCAGGUCAAGCAAGACAUCUUACAGGGCCGCUUGCCUUGCCCAGUCAACACUGCAGCACAGCUGGGAGCUUACGUAAUUCAGUCUGAGCUGGGAGACUAUGACCCUUAUAAGCACACUGCAGGUUACGUCUCAGAGUACCGCUUUGUUCCAGACCAGAAAGAAGAGUUGGAAGAUGCCAUAGAACGGAUUCACAAAACUCUGAUGGGUCAAGUUCCUGCUGAGGCAGAAGCAAACUACUUAGGGGUAGCCAAAUCCCUGGAAAUGUAUGGAGUGGACCUCCAUCCUGUUUAUGGUGAAAACAAAUCUGAAUAUUUUUUAGGAUUAACACCCAUAGGAGUUGUUGUCUACAAGAAUAAAAAACAAGUAGGAAAAUAUUUCUGGCCUAGAAUUACAAAAGUUCAUUUCAAGGAAACACAGUUUGAACUCAGAGUCCUGGGAAAAGAUUGCAAUGAAACUUCCUUCUUUUUUGAAGCACGUGAUAAGAUCACCUGCAAACAUCUCUGGAAAUGCUGUGUAGAACAUCAUACGUUUUUCAGAGUGCCAGAGAAUGAAUCAAGCUCGCUGUCAAGAAAAUUCAGCAAGUUUGGAUCCAUAGGUUAUAAACAUCGAUACAGUGGCAGGAUGUCUCUGCAAAUGACCAGAGAUCCUUCUGUUCAGCUUCCGCGGCCUGACCAGUGUAUUGAAAGAAGUCGCAGUAAGACAUACCCGAAAAGGACACAACAGACAGGAUCCAGCAGCAUGAACCAGAUUGCAACAAAUGGGGAUAAUGAAGGAACUACAAAAAUCAUUGCACCUUCCCCAGUGAAAAGCUUUAAAAAGAUGAAAAAUGAAAACAGUCCAGAAACCCAAAGAAGUAAAACAAGCGCACCAUGGGAGGAAAAUGGCCUGCAGAGUGGGCUGUACAAUUCCCCCAGUGACCGCAAUAAAUCACCAAAGUUUCCUUACUCUCGGCGGCGGAACCCAUCAGGUGGCAGUGAGAAUGAGUCUGGGCAGCCAGUCCGGAGGAGGAAAACCCAAAACUGUGGCGAAGAUUCAGAGUUAAAGCAAAGGAGAAGAUCGCGAUCUCGUUGUAACACCAGUAGUGGCAGUGAAUCAGAAAAUUCCAGCAGAGAACAUCGGAAGAAGAGAAACAGAUUACGCCAAGAGAAUGACAUGGUUGACUCAGCUCCUCAGUGGGAAGCUGUGCUUCGUCGACAAAAGGAGAAAAACCAGGCAGAUCCGAACUACCGGCGAUCCAGGCACAGAUCUCGAUCGAGAAGCCCAGAUGUACAAGCUAAAGAAGAACUCUGGAAACAUAUUCAGAAAGAACUUGUGGAUCCAUCCGGCCUGUCUGAGGAGCAAUUGAAAGAAAUUCCAUACACUAAAAUAGAGACUCAAGGCGACCCAAUACGCAUUAGGCAUUCACAUUCCCCUCGAAGUUACCGUCAGUAUCGGCGGUCCCAGUGCUCUGAUGGUGAAAGAUCUGUUCUGUCAGAAGUGAAUGCCAAAAAUGAUAUGGUGCCUCCGCUUCCUGUUACACGAUCCUCAGAUGCUAAAGGCCCCAGCAUCCAAUUGACUCAACAGAGACGGAAUGGAUCUAAAGAUAGCCUAAUAGAAGAAAAAUCUGUGCUAUCCACUAACGAUGGAAAACCUACGACUAAAACAAUAAAAACUGUACAGGUGUCACGCUUCAAGGUAGAGACUUGACUGCUGUAACUGAAGAUGGUGAAUGGAUUUUAUUCUUUGGAAAAUGAGAAUUUGUGUGUGUGUGUGUUCAAGGGAAGGAACUGAAGUUGAAGUGGUGGCAAUUUCUUCAGGACAUUCAGAAAUGGAGCCUGCUUGCUGGGAAGGCCAAGCAGUGCCUUUAUCACCUACACUGUUCUAGUGAUGUGACUGAUUGAGGAGAAGCUGUCUGAUUAGAUAACCAAAAAGAAAGUCUUCAUAAAACAGAACGGUCAGCAGUUACAUUUCCAAAAAAUGAGCAAAAAAAUAGCUGCAGCAAAACUGUGUUUAUGAUUUUCUCUGCAACUGAAUAGCCUUUUUCAAAAAAAAUUUACCAUUAACUAACAUGAUCAGGAUCAGACGCUUCAAGGGGAUCAAAAUAGUCAUAUUUUUGGCCAAUUGUGCAAUACUGUCUGAUUUGGGAAGAAGCAUUGUUACAAUUCCAUCUGGUGAUCAACUUGUGCCCUGAAACAUGAGCUGCUAGCUCUUACAUACUGUAUUUCAGCCUAGCACAACAGAUGCUGCUGUUGUUAAUACUGUUGUCAACACAACCCAGUUUUUUAGCUCAAAAAUAAUAGAGUCAGUAACACCCUGUAGCAGAGGGUUCCACAGAUUAUUCAGACUUACUUUCACUCAGCAAUUUUAAGUAUUCUCAAUUAAGAAUGUCCUUUUGUGUAGAGGGGCUAUUUAACUGAACAUUCCAUACUGUAAAAAUACACCUAUCAUCUUAAUAGUAAACAUACUGGAAAAAAAUGGAGGAUAUGUACUGAUCCACUGUAUUAAGGAUGUUUAGCAAUGCACUUAAGUACUGGUUAAACAAAACUUGUAGAGUAGGAUUUAAGAGGGCUAGCAAAUAGCCUUUUUUUUUUUUUAUAAACAAACUAGACUAGCAAAACCUGCCUUAAUCUCUUUUCAUAUGAAAUAAUCAAUGCUAAUACCUUCUGUUACUCCUCUCUGAGCCAUUUCUACUAUAAUAAAAAUGACAAAGGCAGUAUUUCAGGUAUGAUAAUUGCAACUUUUUUCAAUGUCAGAAUAGGAACAGUAAUUUUUAAUAAUGCUGCACACUGAGCACAUUAUCUUACAGUAAAUAUCUGAAGUGAUGCCUAGCUCUGCUCCUGUCCUGUCACUUUGUAUAAAUAGCUGAAGCCAUUCUUCUGCCUCUCAUUUGUCCACAGUCAUGGACAGACUGCCUGGCUUUGCUAACUAAGAAACAAAGCCUUUUUGUUUUGAAAGUAACUUUUCCUAGGUGUAAACCCCAAACUAUACAGUUUUUGAAACAGCAGUGGAAAUGGCUAUAGUGGUAGUUCAUGUGCCUUUUUAAAUCUGUCCUCCAUAAACUCCACCCCACUAUGACCUUUAGUGAUGCCAUGUCUUCUGCCCCUAGCAACACCAUACCAGGGGAUUGCAAUGCUGUCAGAAAUGCAAUAUUAUUUGAGAACUGGAGUAUAUAGCACCUGAGUUAUGCUUUUCAAGAAGCAUAGCAUUUUAACUAAGAAAAGUAGUUGAGAAGUACAACCUUAUAUAAUGUGUUUUAUUUUCCACAGUAUUUCUAAAUUGGUUAAUCAUCUGAGGUGGUCAAAGGGGUGCUAUUAGCCAGGGUGGAAGCCAUAUAUGCUGUAUAUUGCUAUCACAACACAGAUUGGUCUGCAGGUUGAGAGAUGCUAUAUUGUUCCAGUGAAGGCAGAUUCACAUAGAUUUCUUUGAACGUAUACUUUGGACAGUGCUGCUUUUUCAGUGAACAAUUCCAAGGAAAGGAAAGCACUUAGAACCCCUCUGUGGUGCAAAUGCUGUUUUCAUGGAUGUUCUGCAUUUUCUGAAUAAACUAUAGAUAUCAUCCGAGGACAUUUGUUGGGCUUAGCUUAAAGUAUUUGCUCAAGCUGCUUUUAAGUCUGUUAAAAAGUGCUCCAAAUUGACUUGAAUGGUUUCAUUAUCACUGUUCCAAUUUAAAGUGACUCUUUAGGAUCUAUUGUGACUUUUCACAAGCACUGGUUUAAAAAACAAAACAAAAAAAUGAAAAAAAGGCAAAAAAACAAAAAAAAACAAAACAACAAACCAACACUGUGGCAAAGAUUGUGGUGAUAGAGAUUAAUCUACAUCAUCAGAAUCUUUUGCAAGACUUGCAAGACUACUAAAAUACAACAAACCACACAAGAACUAGUUACGAUGUCUGUAAUCAAAGCCACUCCUUACUGUUCAAGAAGGUAUUUCAAGCUGGAGUGUUAUACCCUUCCUUGUAGUUUGUUGCUUUCUAAAUCAUUACUGUUAUUGGGGAUUCCUUACUCAGGCACAGGCACAUAGAGCUACUUUAGGAGUAUUUGCAUUGUUAUUAUUGAGCAUUGUCUGUACAUAGUGUCCGUAUCUUGCCAAUCUUCAAAUUUUAUUGAUCAGGAAGAAAACUACUUGUAAGGUUUACAUCCAACCUAAUGUUUUCUGUAUGUUGUCAUCUGCCUGGAAGCUUUUGUGUAUUAUUGCUGGAUACCAUCAGCCAGAUGUGUGGCAUUUUACUUAUCCCACUACAUGAGAAAAUAGGCUUGUAUCUAGUCUGCUAUUGAUAGCUUUCAAUUCUCAAUUCACAGAAGUUGUUUUCUAACCAAGCCAACUUUUUUUUUUUUUGCAUUUAAAUGAGAAACUUACAGAAACAGUCUUGAAUUUGAGUUAGCAGUCUUAUUCCCAAUGAGACUGUGUAGGAAGCAGUUUUUACCACGUCUACUGAUCAGUCUGGAGUACUACAAUACAGUUUUGUCUCAGCACAAGACUAAUCUUAGCUCAUGUGUUACCUGUUAGUGUCAGUGCUGGAACAAAGCAAAAUUUGGACAUCAUUGUUGGCUAAUAGAACAGAAGAAGAAAGUUCCUCCAUAUACAUGUGCCUCCUUUCCCUUUGAGCUUCUUUUCCUUUGUCAUUUGAGGAAAGAUACCUUUACUUGUGAUCUCGUAAGUCCUGUGUGAGAGACCUACAAGAAAUCAAUCAACAAAAGCACUUACUUUGGCACAGCUGUGCUUUGUAGCCUUAAAACAGGCAUGCAGCAUCUGUAGUGGCUUGCCACUUACAACUCUGAGCUACACCUACUGUCCGCAGCCCUACCUUCCCCUAGCUUUCCUAUGGCCUUCACUACCUAGAGGCAGUUUUGUUCCCAGCCGUGGAGUUUGGAUAGUUCACCGGUCAAAAUUCUUGGACCUUCUGAUGAGAGUUGGGUGGAAGACAGGAGAGAUGUAACCACAUCAAGCAGAGUUUACUCUGGGGUUGGAUGUCGUGCAGACCUGUCCUAAAACAGACAAAUGACUGGUGUUUCAGACAUUCUCAUCCUAAUUCUGCUUCUAGUCAGCUGAAAUGGUCUCAGGCCAACAAUUUUAACUUUGUGCCUCUACAUUUACCUCUUCUGAAACUUCUGAAAGUGCUAUAGAUAGGUAAGUUACGGAAUUCUCUCUCUUCCUAGUUAGCAACACCAACAACAUAUACAUCUUUGUAAGGCACAUGUUUUAUACAAUAAAGAGGGUUUGCUAUUCAUACCAAAAAAGCAUAUUUGUGUAUCCCAGACUGGUCCCCCUGCUUGUUAGCUGGUUCCUCUCAUUAGGAGCUAGCCUUGACCUGCUGUUUUCUGCACUGUACUUAUCAAUAUUCCUAACAUUGCAACUCAUACUCUUAAAAAGGCUCAUUGUAUUGAAGUCGUUGACUGAAAAAAUUACUACCAUUUAAGUUGCCAAAUCAACCAUCUUUACACAUGUGAAUAGUAAACUGAAUAUACAGCAAAUUUUCUUUUGGGAAAGCCUGUUUAAUUCAAAGCUCUCUAGAAAGAUGUUUUAAAACAACAUACAAAAAUGUAUCAAUGAUGUGAUUCAUAUGCUCAAUGUAUGUUAAGUAUUCAUGAAGCAACUGUGUGCGUUAUUUUAAAAUGAGUUUGAUAGAUGGCUGUGUCAAUACUUGUGUCCAGGUUAUUUAAAAAAGUCAAGUAAAACUUGAAAUUUUAGGUCAAACCAUGGUUGUUUGUGUGUCUUAUUUACAUUACACAAAAGAGGAAA